Molecule: messenger RNA, 1062 nt
Organism: Eimeria mitis
Lineage: Eukaryota; Apicomplexa; Conoidasida; Eucoccidiorida; Eimeriidae
Exons: 2
Coding region: 1-1062 (353 amino acids)
Molecular function (GO): ice binding
Source: RefSeq, a predicted model, not a curated record
AUGUUUAUAACCGCGUCACGCACACGAACCACCUUCUGUACAAACAACACAGCAGCAGCAGCAGCAGCAGCAGCAGCAGUUGCAGCAGCAGCAACAGCAGCAGCAGCAGCAGCAGUCGUUGCAGCAGCAGUUGCAGCAGCAGCAGCAGCAGAUGCAGCAGCAGCAGCAGUUGCAGCAGCAGCAGUUGCAGCAGCAGCAGUUGCUGCUUUAGCAGUAGCAGCAGUAGCAGCAGCAGUUGCAGCAGCAGCAACAGCAGCAGCAGCAACAGCAGCAGCAGCAGCAGCAGCAGCAGGAGGUUUACAUCGUCAGCUUGAACAGCAAAUGUCGGCUCCAGCAGCAAAUCAUAGAGCAGCCGCAGCUCCUUCUUUUUGUCUCCUUCUGUCCCCCCCCCAUAAGCUAUCGGCAGCGGGGGCCUCAACCCCUGCAGCGCCUUCACUGCAGCAUCCUGCAGCAGCAGCAGCAGCAGCAACAGCAGCAGCAGCAGCAGCAGCAGCAGCAGCAGCAGCAACAACAGCAGCAGCAGAGGAAAGGCAGAUGUGUGUAGACAUAAGCCCAACUCAACCGACAAUAGCAAAGCAAAAACAACUCCAGCAGCAACAGCAGCUGCAGCAACAGCAGCAGCAGCAACAACAGCAACAACGGCAGCAGCAACAGCAGCAGCAACAGCAGCAGCAACAGCAACAGCAGCAACAGCAGCAGCUGGGGGCAGCAAGCAGAAAAUCAACAGAAGAAGAAAAAGGAGAAGAAGGCGGAGCAGCAGCAGCAGCAGCAGCAGCAGCUGCUGCUGCUGCUGCUGGGGAAGCAGAAGGUGGGGGGGGAGAGGAAGAAGCAGCAGAAGGAGAUGCAGCAGCAGCAGCAGCUGCUGCUGCUGCUGCUGCAGCAACAGCAGCAGAAGAAGACGUAGAAGAAGGCGCAGGAGCAGCAGCAGCAGCAGCUGCUGCUGCAGGAGAAGAAGCAGCAGCAGCUGCAGCAGCAGCAGCAGCAGCAGCAGCAGCAGACACUGGGUGUGGGGUCUCCUCUCUUAUAUCUUCACAGCCGCGAGUCAAAAGAGCAGCAGCCUAA